AUGAAGCGCAGUCGACUUCAUUUCGAGUCUAACGGUGAUGCCUCCUCUGCCGCCUCUCCCCAGAGUACCCGCCCACAGUAUACCCCGGAAAAUGACUCACAGCAGAGCCCGAGACAUGUUCCCAAGAUCUCGCGCAGAAUCCGAGCAUGUACGGAAUGUAAGCGCCAUAAGGUCCGCUGUGAUAUGAAUGCGGGGGAGACCGUUUGUCAGAGAUGUCGCCGCAUGGGCCUGGAAUGCGUUGUCAACAAAAGUCUCCAGACGUUACUGGACGACGAGACAGAAUGGAAGGCCACAAUAGAGCUCGCAAUGGCAGAUUUGCUACGGAAGGCCCAGCUGCCCGAUCUUUCGUAUUAUCAGACUAACGGAAAGGCAUCGGAGCCACUGUCAAAGAAAAGAGACCGGCAGGAUUCUACAGUGUCGACAGAGGACACGCCUCAUGGGACGGAUCACGAUUUUGGAGCAGAGCGCCUCGAGAGCAGCGCGCAGAGAGUCGCACCCGAGUCCAGAACAUCCGAAACGACCUUCCAACAGUCUUCACAAUAUGCCCUAGACAGGGAAGAGAAUGGAACCUCAUCGCUGGUGACGGCACCGAUGGGAAGUCUUUACGAAGUGACACAGUUGAGCGAUAUCCAGACAACUUCACCGGGAAGGCAUCAUGCGCCCGAUCGGGCUCUUGUCACAGAUUUCGUUUCACGGGGAGUAGUGGAUUUGCACGAGGCGGAGGAGCUGUUCUCCUACUUUGAUCAAGUACUUAGCCGUUAUCUAUGGGAUGGGAUAUUGCUGGACCACAAAGACCUGACCUCCGUGAGGAACUCUUCCUCAAUGCUCUCUGCCGCCAUUCUCGCUGUCACAGCCCUUCAUUUGCCCAAGAAAGAACGCACAUUCGAUAUUUGCUAUACGGAGUUUGCUAGGUUAGCAUCAGAAUCAAUGCUAGACAGACACCACACUCUGGAUGAUCUGCGUGCGUUAUGUAUAGGCGCCUUUUGGCUUGCAGACGUAAGCUGGAAGCUGUCUGGGUAUGCAGUCCGAAUUGCCACGGAGCGCAACCUGCAUCAGUCUUACCGGAAAGCAACACAAGGUUCUCCGGAGCACAUAGAACAAGCUAGGCUGUGGUAUCUUCUUUAUACACUAGAGCAUCACUUUUCCAUCGCCUACGGACGACCGCCGAUAAUCCACGAGGACCAGAGCAUCAAAAAUCACAAUACAUUCACUCAUACCCCUAACGUGCAACAAGGUGACCUGCGUCUACACAGCCAGGUCGACCUGUUCAUCAUUCUUACCCGAAUAUACCACGCCUUUGGGCCCGACGUCGACUUGGAGGUUCCCGACAGCGAAUUCUCUACAAUUGAUAAAUAUGACGCUGACCUUGACAAAUGGCGGAUAGCCUGGUAUCCGCGCUUGGGUACGUUUUCUGAUCCUCAGUCUUUGAACUGGCCACAGUUUUCGCUAAUGUGGCUCAAACGAGCAGUUGGGAGCCGAUAUGUCGGUGCAUAUCCUUAUAGAGCGGUUAAUCUGCAUUAUCACUUUUCUCGGUUACAGUUGAAUUCGGUUGCUUUGCGGACCUAUCACUCUUCGAUAUCGACACGACCCAUGUCUGCUGAGCGAAAGAAGCGCGCGAAUAUAGCCAUACAGUCCGCCAUCGACACGCUUCAGGUGGUCCUAGAUGAACCCGAUAUACAGAGGGCUCUGGUUGGCGUUCCACUGUACCUCCACAGCAUGAUCACUUUUGCCGCCGUUUUCCUGCUGAAGAUUGCGGCCAAGGGCUGCUCCAGCAGCAUUCCCAACAACCAAGGCCAGCAGAACUCUAUUUCAUCAGCCGGCCUACAUAUCGACGUCGCGUACGUGCGCGAGCUGGUUGGGCGGAUCGUUAAUAUGAUGGUCUCGUGCAGUAAGCGUGCAAGCGAGCACCAUCUCAGCCACCACAUAGCCCGUGGCUUGCGAAAGAUGCUCACAGGGUUGGAGGAAUGGGAGAAGAGGAAUCUCGGUAAUUCCCAGUCUCUGACACAGAAUUCUCAUGAUACUCUACCGAUGUUUAAACCGGUUGUUAUCCCCGGGGCUCAGCCCCUUGGCGAACGGGAUACGAUACUGAACCCGCCUCCUCCGUUGCUGGGGGUCGCUCCCUUGUCUGCCGAGAGAGGGAAUAGCUUUGAUUCGGAUGCCACGCAAGCAAAGGCCCAGACGGGCCUCUCCGAGGGGUCGGUGGACCCUAUGAUGGCCGAUCUCUGGGGCUUUGAUGAGGAUUACUUCCCGACCGGGGUGUUUGAUUUCCUUCAGUCUCAGAUGCCUGCUUGA
This is a messenger RNA of Aspergillus niger, 2292 nucleotides long. RefSeq lists its product as uncharacterized. Gene Ontology annotation, molecular function: DNA binding; zinc ion binding; DNA-binding transcription factor activity, RNA polymerase II-specific. Lineage: Eukaryota; Fungi; Ascomycota; Eurotiomycetes; Eurotiales; Aspergillaceae. Gene Ontology annotation, biological process: regulation of DNA-templated transcription; DNA-templated transcription. The record is from RefSeq and is a predicted model, not a curated record. The coding region runs from base 1 to 2292 and encodes 763 amino acids. The transcript has 3 exons.